Messenger RNA from Oryza brachyantha (malo sina), 1812 nucleotides. Its product is annotated as selenium-binding protein 1-like. NCBI's taxonomy places the organism in Eukaryota, Viridiplantae, Streptophyta, Magnoliopsida, Poales, Poaceae. The transcript has 7 exons. The record is from RefSeq and is a predicted model, not a curated record. The coding region runs from base 159 to 1616 and encodes 485 amino acids. Gene Ontology annotation, molecular function: selenium binding; protein binding.
UCCCUCCCCGUCGUCAUCCUCUUCCUCCCCUCGCCGUGCUCUAGGUGGGUGGGCGAGUGAGUGAGGCAGCGAGCGGCGAGCUAGCUUCUCCGGUGAUCCUCCGCCGGCUCUAGGUGGGUGGGCGGGGGAAAGGGUGAUCUGAGAGCACAGGCGAACCGAUGGCGGCGGCGGCGGCGGCGAACGGGUCGGCGUGCUGCGGCGGCGCGAAGAAGGGGCCGGGGUACGCGACGCCGCUGGAGGCCAUGGAGAAGGGCCCGCGGGAGAAGCUCCUCUACGUCACCUGCGUCUACAAUGGUACUGGAAUCAAUAAGCCCGAUUACCUGGGUACGGUGGAUGUGGACCCCAAUUCCCCUACAUACUCCCAGGUGAUCCACAGGCUUCCGGUUACCCAUGUUGGCGACGAGCUGCAUCACUCUGGAUGGAACGCUUGCAGCUCUUGCCAUGGUGACCCAUCAGCUAGCCGUCGUUUCUUGAUCCUGCCUUCACUGCUGUCAGGCCGUGUGUAUGUCAUUGACACACUGAAGGACCCAAGGGCGCCUGCCUUGCAUAAGGUGGUCGAGGCUGAGGACAUUGCUGAGAAGACUGGGCUUGGAUUUCCUCAUACAUCUCAUUGCCUUGCAUCUGGGGAAAUAAUGAUUUCUUGCCUGGGGGAUAAGGAGGGAAAUGCUGCUGGCAAUGGCUUCCUCCUUCUGGAUUCUGAAUUCAAUGUCAAAGGACGUUGGGAAAAGCCAGGUCACAGCCCCUUGUUUGGCUAUGAUUAUUGGUAUCAACCUCGUCACAAGACAAUGAUCAGUUCAUCGUGGGGAGCACCUGCAGCUUUCAGGACUGGUUUUGAUCUUCAGCAUGUGCAGGAUGGUCUAUAUGGAAGGCAUCUGCAUGUGUAUGACUGGCCUGGUGGUGAGCUCAGGCAGACACUAGAUCUUGGCAGUACAGGUCUUCUUCCACUUGAGGUGAGGUUUCUACAUGAUCCAUCUAAGGACACUGGGUAUGUGGGUUGUGCUUUGACAAGCAACAUGGUCAGAUUUUUCAAAACUGUGGAUGGAUCAUGGAGCCAUGAGGUUGCUAUAUCUAUAAAACCAUUGAAGGUGCGGAACUGGAUUCUGCCUGAAAUGCCAGGAUUGAUAACUGAUUUCGUUCUCUCUCUCGAUGACCGCUAUCUCUACUUGGUCAAUUGGCUUCAUGGUGACAUCAGGCAGUACAACAUUGAAGACCCUGCAAAGCCUGUGUUGGCUGGACAAGUAUGGGUAGGUGGGCUUCUUCAAAAGGGCAGUGAGGUCGUCUAUGUAACUGAUGAUGACAACGAAGAGCAGUACAAUGUGCCCCAGGUCAAGGGCCAUCGUCUUAGAGGUGGGCCGCAGAUGAUUCAGCUGAGUUUAGAUGGGAAGAGGGUGUAUGUGACCAACUCCCUUUUCAGCAAAUGGGAUGAACAAUUCUACGGCCCUGAUCUUGUCAAGAAGGGCUCCCACAUGUUGCAAAUCGACGUCGACACUGAGAAAGGAGGACUUUCGAUCAACCCCGACUUCUUUGUAGAUUUUGGUGAUGAGCCAGAUGGUCCCUCCUUGGCCCAUGAGAUGAGAUAUCCUGGUGGGGACUGCACCUCUGAUAUAUGGAUAUAAGACCUCAGAGGAUUUGCAUACAAGCAGGUGUUGAUUCAUCUUGCUCUGUUCACUGUAACUAAGAUGGUUUCCCUGCUGUGGUUUAUAUGUAAUUUCGAUGGUAAUAAGUUCCCAUAGCACCCAGAACAUUCACUCCAUGACUCAUUUGAUGACCUUAGCAUAAUAAGAGAUGUCUCCAAUUGUUCACUUUCUGCUA